Photinus pyralis (common eastern firefly) is the source of this 3912-nucleotide messenger RNA. Its product is annotated as chaoptin-like. The transcript has 2 exons. The record is from RefSeq and is a predicted model, not a curated record. Bases 284 to 3895 code for a protein of 1203 amino acids. Gene Ontology annotation, molecular function: protein binding. Gene Ontology annotation, cellular component: extracellular matrix. Lineage: Eukaryota; Metazoa; Arthropoda; Insecta; Coleoptera; Lampyridae.
UGUCAUACUCCCUGCGCGGUCAAUAUCACAAAUGACAUUAUCAUCAAGUUAAUUACAAUGGCACUAAGUCAGCAAUCUCCACCACACAAAGCAGUGGAUGGCAAACUGUGUGUUUUGGGCAUUUGUGACGCCUACAAGCUCCAAAAAUGGAUAAUUUGUGUUAGCUUUGUACAUAAUAACAAUGGUCUACCACUGUUUUCAAGUAAAUAGUGGCAAAGGUCAGAGAUUAAGGAUAUUAAGACGAUGAUAUGUUCAGUAAUUUGCAUGGGUGAUAUUAACGUAAAUGAAAAUUUUUACUAUUAAAGUGAAUGUUGAUGAAGGUGCAACGAUGCGAUACGUAGAAAAGGUUUUACUGACUUGGCUAUUGGUGCAACAGGUAAGCGACGUUGUUAGCGUCUGUAGACUGACUCGAACGGCAACGUGUGCCAUUUUGACGUGCGCGGAGCUCAGCCAGCGGAAUCUGACAGACAUAGAUACCCAAUAUGUUUUCUCACGUAGUUGCAUUGAUUUGCGUAUAAUGAGCUCGAAUAUCACCAAUUUGGAUUUCAAAUUCAAUGUCAAAAGACCAUUUCAAUAUCGUUCAAUUAAGGUGACUAGGAGCCACGUUAGAAACAUCGACAGUGCUAGCUUUGUGGGAUUGGAAAAUUUGCAGAAACUAGUUUUAGAUGGUAACAGCUUGGAAAGGGUGUCAUUCGAUGAGGAUUCCUUCAAAAGUCUAACGGAACUGAGUUUGGUUGGUAACCAGUUGGUGUCAAUUACGGCUCCCAAAAUUGAUACCUUGCAAAUUUUAAAGUUAGACCACAACAGACUUAAUGGACUUUCUCUGUGUAACUUCAAAAAUUUGGAAGGUGUAACUUUAAAUGAUAACGAGCUCGUCGAUAUCAGUACGAGUUUCGGUUGUAAAAUCCCACUCAAGUCUCUGAAUUUGGGCUUCAAUCGAAUAGACAACCUGGAACUUAACACGUUUGCGUUUCUCUCUGAUUUGGAGACGCUCUACUUGAACGACAACCUCAUCAAAGCUUUAAACAUAAGCGUCUUUGAUAGAUGCCUGAGCUUGAAAUACUUGUAUCUGCAAAAUAACAAGCUGAGGACCAUCACCGCGAAUAGCUUCGACGGAUUGAACCAUCUCAGGGUCCUCACUUUGGAAGGAAACGGGCUGACGUACAUAAACCCGUAUUCCUUUGAAGAUUUGCGGAGGUUAUCGCAUUUGGGGUUGCAAGGUAAUCAACUGCGUCGCCUAGAAUCGUACGCCUUCAGCGGCUUGGAAAGCUUGCGCAAACUGGAUCUGGACGAUCUCAACAUUUCCGUGAUACGCGAGCACGCCUUCCACGGCCUGAGUAACUUGGAAUCGUUACAAAUGCGCAACAACGUAUUCCGCACAAUCUCAAUUUAUGGACUGACAAAUCUGCGAAUCCUAAACUUAGACGGUAACUUAGAUCUAGACUCGCUCAGAAUUGUCAAUUUAACCAAACUGGAUAAGCUGAUCUUGCCCAAAAACGUCAGUGGGCACAUUAUGUUGCAGCAGUCGCCCUUCGUGGGGCUAAGCUCGUUGAAGGAGCUGGACAUGUCCGUGUUAAAGGUGACCUUCUUCCCUUCGUUUGAAUUCAGCGGCGUAGAAAAUCUGGAGACUCUCAACUUUAGUAGGAACUCACUUUUACGUUUGGUAAACGCACAGUUCGCCCAGAUGCCGAGGUUGGUCAACUUGGAUUUAUCGCACAAUUCAAUUGGGGUGAUCGGGACGAGUGCGUUUGACGGACUGGAAAACUUAAGGUGUUUGAACUUGAGUGGAAAUUCCGUGCGGGCUCUGGACAAGCAUCGGUUUCAGGGGUUGCCGCAGCUGGUUUCCUUGGUGAUGCGAGACAGUGGGGUCAAAUACGUUCAACCGGAUGCUUUCAGCGGACUGUUGAAGUUAAAGAGUUUGGAGCUGGAUCGGAACAGCAUUGAGAGUUUGGGCGCUAAGGUCUUCGCCGGCCUCGCCGAUUUGGAGGUGUUGAGUUUGGAGCAGAACAGCAUCAAGUACGUUAGGAGCUAUGCGUUUGAUUCGCUUCAGAAGCUAAAAUCGCUGAACUUGGCAGGAAACUCCAUUGCAUUUCUCGAAGAAAACGCCUUUUCUGGUCUAAUCUCUAUGGAGGCUUUGCGUUUGUCUAGUUUGCAAGUGUUGGAGGUGGUUCCGGGUGCGUUUAACGGAAUGGAAAGCUUGGUCAGUCUGGAUCUGGGAGACAAUCACAUUACGCGGUUGCUUCCGGAGACUUUCUCAGGGUUAGCCCGGCUGGAAUACCUCUCUUUGUCAAACAACAGUUUGUCGGUGAUUGAACCUUACUCAUUCUCAAAUCUGAGCCAGCUGAACACGCUUGUCUUAAUGUACAACAAUAUAACUCGGUUAAAAGCGAACGGCUUUCAAGGCCUUUCCAAUCUCAAACAACUCAACUUAAGUCAACUGUCGAUUGAGGAAAUUGAGGGUGAUGCAUUUAUGGGUCUGGGAAACCUGCUUUCUCUAAAUCUGUUUGAAAAUCCCAUACGCAGCUUGGACCGUAAUACAUUUAAUGGACUGGGCCGACUAUACAAUCUCACCCUCAACAAAGGCCUCACCGAAAUCAGACCUGGAGCAUUUAUGAGAAUGGAGCAUUUAGAACAUCUGGUCAUUACCGAUGCGACCCUAUCUAAAAUUUCUUCCGGUACCUUCGACGGAUUGGUAUACUUGGCGCUUCUUCAAUUUCAAAAUAGUCAGAUUGGGAGCAUUGAAAGUAGGGCGUUUGAAUUUAAAAUGAUUUGGGGACUAACCUUCGAAAACUGCACAAUUUCCACCUUAGAGUCUGAAGCCUUUGCAGACUUGAGCGUGAUGGAACUACCCAAAUUUGCCAACCUUUCAAUCGGAAUACUCAAUCCGGGCACCUUCCGCGGCCUCCAUACGCGCACACAGGCGUUGAACUUGUCCCACAACCAGAUCGAAGUUCUUGAGCCCAACACUUUUGAAAGUCUCGAUGAGCUUUUCAUCCUUGACCUGAACCACAACCGAAUACGCAGGAUCGAAUCGGGUGCUUUUUCCACCUUGGUCAAUGUCCGCAACCUUGUCCUCUCCAACAAUCGCCUAGAAAGCUUACCUUCUGACGUAUUCGCACCUUUGGACUCACUGCAUCGGCUGGACUUGUCCUACAAUCAACUCCAAAGCUACGAAACGUUCACAUCGACAUCCCGUCUGCAACAUUUACAACUAUCGCACAACAGAAUAUCGCGACUUGCACCGGGGGCGUUCGCAAACUUCGCACAUUUACAAAGCUUAGAUCUGAGCAAUAACCUACUUAGCAGCGUUCACGAUUCGCUUGCAGAUCUACGACGCCUAACGACGCUGGAUUUGUCCAGUAACCAAAUUGGCACUUUGGCGUGGAAAAACUGGGACCAGCUACAACGUUUGAACAUCAACUCCAACCACUUGCGGGCACUCAACAUCGAGGUGCUCUUACGCGCCGCCCCAAACCUUAAGAGGAUGAGCCUAUUCGACAAUUAUUUCGUGUGCUCCCAUCUGCAUGAUUCGCUCGACAAGUUGUCAUUAGCUCAGGUUAGCAUUGUAACAGGUAGCAUAGCCACUUGCAUUCCAGACGAAGACCCUGAUCCUGCUUUAUCAAUACACGAGUUAACUCUAAACUUAACUGGGAAACUUCUGGCAGAACUGAGUGCCGUUCCCAUGGAGCCUUCGUUGAAUAUUAGCUUGGAGAUACACGAAGAGAUAGACGAAGAGGUUGAGCCAAGCACGUUUCGUAUUUUUGAAGUGAUACUAGUUAUUCUUUGUAUUUUAGUAUUAGUUAGGUUAAGUUUUGGGUUUUAUACAUCAUGUAAGGCUAGUGCACAGAGGAGGAGGCGAGAAGGCGAAGAGGUAGAAUUAAACAAUGAUUUGUAGAUUAAAUUUAAUUGACU